CCGUGGGACACGAGGGCAGGAUGAACGUGGGGACGGCGCACAGCGAGGUGAACCCCAACACCCGCGUCAUGAACAGCCGCGGCAUCUGGCUGUCCUACGUGCUGGGCAUCGGGCUGCUGCACGUCGUGCUGCUCAGCAUCCCCUUCUUCAGCGUCCCCGUGGUCUGGACCCUCACCAACAUCAUCCACAACCUGAGCAUGUACAUCUUCCUGCACACCGUGAAGGGAACCCCCUUCGAGACCCCGGACCAGGGCAAGGCCCGGCUGCUCACGCACUGGGAGCAGAUGGAUUACGGAGUCCAGUUCACCGCCUCCCGCAAGUUCCUCACCAUCAUGCCCAUCGUCCUGUAUUUUCUAACCAGCUUUUACACCAAGUACGACCGGAUACACUUCAUCAUCAACACCAUCUCCCUCAUGAGCGUCCUGAUCCCCAAACUGCCUCAGUUCCACGGAGUCCGGAUCUUUGGGAUCAACAAGUACUGAGCGGCGUGGCUGGAGCAGACGGCGGAGGAGCGGGGAAAGGGGGAAUUCCUUCUCCCCAGCCCUGUUUCCUCCCCCCACGCAGACUGGGAUGUGAUUUCGGAGUGGCUGUCCAAAGGCAGAUCCCAACAGACACAUUCCGCAUGCUGGAUCCUCGUGCCCAAUAAAUCCAAACCAGCUCCAGAGUAGAGUUUAGUGCGGAGCAGGACACGCGACACCGGAUUUCUCUUAUCCCAGUGUCACCAGUAGAUGCAAAACCACCGAGACUUGGAGGUACAACGAGGAUGAAUUCUGGGAAGAGCCUCAUCUGUCCCAGACAUGGAAUGACAAGGACAGGGGUGAGGGGAAAAGCUUUUAGUGCUGGUACUAUUGCUGUGGUAAAUGCACUUUAAAAUACCUUUCCCUUCCUGAAGCCGGGUGCUUUGAGCAGUACAUGGGGGAAAUCCAAAGGGAUACAGCCAGACUUUCCCAGGACUGGAUUGUUUUGGGGUCUGAGUUCCAGUUUUAGGCAGAUCUGAACGACAGAUUUUUAUUUUGCAGUCUUUGACACCACUGAGAAGGGAAGUUCUUUUCCUAAAAACAGCACAGGAAGGAACAACCUGCAGUUUGACAAAGCUUCCACUUUCCUACAGCACCAUCCAUGUGGUCCAGGGAAAAGGUGGAUAGAUCCCAAAUCAUGCUCGUUUUUUUCAGUUUAUACCCAAAUCUGUCCAGGUAACUCUUCUCCCCACCCCACUGCUGGUUUUUAAGCACAGGAGGGCUCAGGGGGCAUUUGGAUCAAGGGCUGGGGGUGGAUGAUUUAAUGAUUGACAACAGAUGCCACUGAGCUCUUUGGGACACGGACAUGGACAUGGAGGGGUGUGGGAGAGGCUCACACUGGCCAGGUACAGGCCCAACGAGGUGGAAGCCUGAUUGCUCUAAUCAAGCACACAGCCAUCCUUGACUUUAAUUGGAAUUUUUCUCCUCAGUCCAGCUCCUUGGUUAAGUUCAUGUGACUGGGAUUUGCCAGUUCUCCAGUUAUCCAUGGACUUGAGGGAAGUGAGGGUUGGAUUUCUGGCUUUCCUGGAAGUCUGUCCCUCAGCUCCACACCCCAGGGCUGCGUGAGGAGCAGCAGCAGCAGCAGAUGAAUUGACCAGCAGAGGGAUUCAGUGGGUCACUGAUAAGAGAUUAUUU
Manacus vitellinus (golden-collared manakin) is the source of this 1652-nucleotide messenger RNA. It is a transcript of the gene ORMDL3, whose product is annotated as ORMDL sphingolipid biosynthesis regulator 3. Lineage: Eukaryota; Metazoa; Chordata; Aves; Passeriformes; Pipridae. The record is from RefSeq and is a predicted model, not a curated record. Gene Ontology annotation, biological process: intracellular sphingolipid homeostasis; negative regulation of ceramide biosynthetic process; ceramide metabolic process. Bases 21 to 482 code for a protein of 153 amino acids. Gene Ontology annotation, cellular component: endoplasmic reticulum membrane. The transcript is spliced from 3 exons.